UUUCUAGGUAAAGGCAGUUCAAGCAUCUCAUCAGACGUGAGUUCAAGUACAGAUCACACACCGACCAAAACGCAGAAGAAUGCGGCCACCAGUGAAGAUUCCGACCUGAGCAUGCGCACUGUCAGCACACCCAGCCCAGCACUGAUAUGUCCACCGAAUUUGCACAGCUUCCAGAAUGGCCGAGAAUCUUCCACCUCUUCCUCUUCCAUCACUGGGGAGACCAUCGCGAUGGUUCAUUCGCCUCCACCGACUCGGCUCACCCACCCCCUCAUCCGGUCCGCCUCUCGGUUUCAGAAGGAGCAGGCCAACAUAGAUCGGCUCCCGGACCAAGCCAUGGUCCAGGUUUUCUCCUUCUUGCCCACCAAUCAGCUGUGCCGCUGUGCCCGCGUGUGUCGCCGCUGGUACAAUCUCGCGUGGGACCCACGGCUUUGGAGGACGAUUCGCCUGACCGGCGAGACAAUCCAUGUGGACAGGGCCCUGAAGGUGCUGACUCGGCGACUCUGCCAGGACACACCGAACGUCUGCCUCAUGCUGGAGACGGUCAUUGUUAGUGGCUGCAGGCGGCUCACGGACCGAGGACUCUACACCAUUGCCCAGUGCUGUCCAGAACUGAGGCAGCUGGAGGUGUCAGGUUGCUACAACAUUUCCAACGAGGCUGUCUUCGACGUGGUGUCACUGUGUCCGAACCUGGAACGCUUGGAUGUGUCAGGUUGCUCCAAAGUGACGUGCAUCAGUUUGACACGGGAAGCCUCCAUCAAACUCUCCCCUCUGCACGGGAAACAGAUUUCCAUCCGCUACCUGGACAUGACGGACUGCUUUGUCCUCGAGGACGAAGGGCUUCACACCAUCGCAGCCCACUGCACUCAGUUGACUCACCUCUACCUGCGCCGCUGCAUCCGCAUCACCGACGAAGGCCUCCGCUACCUGAUGAUCUACUGCAUGUCCAUUCGGGAACUGAGCGUGAGCGAUUGCCGCUUUGUCAGUGAUUUUGGCAUGCGUGAAAUCGCAAAGCUGGAGUCGCGCCUGCGGUACCUCAGCAUCGCCCACUGUGGCCGCAUCACUGACGUCGGUGUCCGAUACAUCACCAAGUACUGCGGCAAGCUGCGCUACCUCAACGCGCGGGGCUGUGAGGGCAUCACGGACCACGGGGUGGAGUACCUUGCCAAAAAUUGCACAAAACUCAAGUCCUUAGACAUUGGGAAAUGCCCCCUGGUCUCAGAUGCCGGCUUGGAGUUUCUGGCUCUGAACUGCUUCAACUUGAAGCGACUGAGCUUGAAGUCGUGCGAAAGCAUCACCGGACGGGGCCUUCAGAUAGUAGCCGCCAACUGCUUUGACCUGCAGAUGCUGAACGUUCAGGACUGUGAGAUCUCUGUGGAAGCCCUGCGGUUCGUCAAACGGCACUGCAAACGCUGCAUUAUUGAACACACCAACCCUGCCUUUUUCUGA
This is a messenger RNA of Euleptes europaea (tarantolino), 1446 nucleotides long. RefSeq names its product F-box and leucine rich repeat protein 7 (gene FBXL7). Lineage: Eukaryota; Metazoa; Chordata; Lepidosauria; Squamata; Sphaerodactylidae. The record is from RefSeq and is a predicted model, not a curated record. The coding region runs from base 112 to 1446 and encodes 444 amino acids. Gene Ontology annotation, molecular function: protein binding. The transcript is spliced from 3 exons. Gene Ontology annotation, cellular component: SCF ubiquitin ligase complex. Gene Ontology annotation, biological process: SCF-dependent proteasomal ubiquitin-dependent protein catabolic process.